AUAUUUGCCUGCAUUUGCUCUUAUCGCUUCAACAAACACAUACAUCCGAUAGGGUACAUCCCACUACAACCGCGCUCAAUCAGUCGAUCCUCCAACCAGCCCAGCAUCAGUAACAGUGAUCAGUUCAAACCGUCGAGAUGUCUCAAGUUCGCCUGCUAACAGCAAUCGCACUAAUAUGGCUUGUGGCCGCCAGCUAUCUGCUGGACGCGGUCGACGCACGGAAAUCCCGAGGCAGUUCCGGCAAACGGUCCUCCCGGCGUCCGAAGGGCGUUAAUAUCGAGAUCUACCAUCCGAAGGGUGUCAUGAUUUGGUACCCGUAUCGGGCGGGCAUGGAAAUGUUCGGCAUCCAGAUCUACAUCAACAAGGCGAACCAGCCAGCGACGGGUGGUGACUCGUCCAGUGAGGAAGAGGCUGCCCCGCCGGAAUGCGACAUUUGCCUCAACACGACCGAAGUGUCCUACGGCAAGUUUAUCCUGCGCAGCGAGGACGCGAUCAUCCGCAGCCGGGAUCAUCUGCUGUACAAUGCGAUCGUGAAGAAAACCAACGGCAAAGCAUACGUAUCCCGAUCGAACGAUUUCUACGUGGCAGAGAGCCGCAUCUUUCUGGCCGAUAUUACCGGCAAUGCCAGUGCGUGCAGUGAAACGGCGGUAGCAAACCUUUCCGAAAGCGAUAAGCUGAUGGUCAAAGAGAUAGAGCUGAUGGAAGAAAUUCUGCGCGAUCUGAACGACCAAUGCUUCGGUGGAGAGACGAAUCGCACGAAGCAAUUGCUACUGAACGCGGAGACACCGACCCGGCUAGAUGCUAAACAACUGCACCAGUUUACGGAGAAUGAGCUGAAUCGUGUCUUGCCGCAGGUGGACUGGGGCCGGACACUUGUGGAAGCGUUCUAUGCACCGAAUGGCAUUGGGUUCGAGGUGGCUACAGCGAUCGACAAGAUGAAGGUGCUGAAGUUGGCUAGCUUCCGCUCCGAUAGUUUGAUUACCGAUCUGGACAUCUUCCAAACGGAGGACAUGACAAAUGAUAUUGAACAUUGGCAAUAGGGCGUUGAUUGUUUGUAGUUUAAUUUCGGUUUUACCCAUGAAGACUAUUACGAUUUAUGUGAGUGUAUGUUUAUGAUUUGUUAAUGUUCUGUGUGAGCGCGAAGGCAAUAAAUGACUAUUUGGAAGCGUUUGUUAA
Messenger RNA from Anopheles stephensi (Asian malaria mosquito), 1176 nucleotides. RefSeq lists its product as uncharacterized. The transcript is spliced from 2 exons. Gene Ontology annotation, molecular function: carbohydrate binding. NCBI's taxonomy places the organism in Eukaryota, Metazoa, Arthropoda, Insecta, Diptera, Culicidae. The coding region runs from base 138 to 1040 and encodes 300 amino acids. The record is from RefSeq and is a predicted model, not a curated record.